Triplophysa rosa is the source of this 3047-nucleotide messenger RNA. It is a transcript of the gene s1pr5b, whose product is annotated as sphingosine-1-phosphate receptor 5b. Gene Ontology annotation, cellular component: membrane. The transcript is spliced from 2 exons. NCBI's taxonomy places the organism in Eukaryota, Metazoa, Chordata, Actinopteri, Cypriniformes, Nemacheilidae. Gene Ontology annotation, biological process: G protein-coupled receptor signaling pathway. Gene Ontology annotation, molecular function: sphingosine-1-phosphate receptor activity. The coding region runs from base 619 to 1764 and encodes 381 amino acids. The record is from RefSeq and is a predicted model, not a curated record.
UGUUUGAACUGUAACGCACGUCUGGUUAACUUAAUCCAUAAAGCAAACACGUAUGUCAUGUUUAUUUGACAUCAAACUUUCAGUUGAAGCUUCUGCGGUCUCUCACGUCUGAUAUCUGUGAUAAUCUUGCUGGCACGUUCAUGACACGUCAGAUGGGUUUCUUAUGAGAUGCGCAGGUGUGUGAACAGAGCGUCAGGAACAGUUACAGGACUCCCUGAGGCACAACACUGUCUUGUUCACCUCAGCUCACAAAACCACAUCAUCUAAAACAACACAAAACUCACUAAACUAUCCGAGCCACAGAGAGAGAGGGGGCGUGUGUGAGGCAGUGUUCUCUGUAAAGUGAGUGGUUUCCAGCAGCUCUGUGGUAGUUUCAUGUUGAGUCGGGUUCAGUUCUUCCACUGACGCUACAGCAGAUCUGCAGGUGGGUUUUAAGACUCGACGGAUGGAGACAAACGACACAGCUUUGCUCAAAUUCACCGCCACCUGGAAGCAUCUGCUCUAGUUUCCUCAGAUAUCUACAAGACAUGAGCAGCUUCCCUACCGUUCCCAACCGUCCUGAACUAUGACGUGCCGGCGAUCAUAGCGUCAAGAAAAAGCAUUGACAGGAAGAAAACCAUGGAGGCAUUUAACGCUUCUACCUCCAGCAAGGCGGCAUCCUACCAGAGCAACUCAGUUCUCCAGCUUCACUAUAACUACACGGGCAAACUGGAUGAGGACCGAUACAUGGACGGACUCAAACCGGGAAACAUUUGCUUUCUCUUCAUCUGCCUCCUCAUCGUGGUGGAGAACUGCGUCGUUCUCGUGGCCAUCUGGAGAAACAAGAAGUUCCACAUGCCCAUGUACUAUCUGCUGGGGAACCUGACGCUGUCAGACCUGCUGGCCGGAUUCACCUACAUGCUGAACAUCGUGCUGUCGGGCCGAAACACGCUGACGCUGACGCCGUUGCUCUGGUUCCUGCGGGAGGGGGGCGUGUUCUUCACGCUGGCGGCAUCCGUCAUCAGCCUGCUGGCCAUCGCCGUGGAGCGCUACGCCACCAUACUCAACAUGAAGACUCACCGGCGCACCAAGUGCAACCGCAUUUUGGCUCUGAUUGUGGCGAGCUGGGCUCUGUCGCUGUUGCUCGGCGUCCUGCCCGUCUUGGGCUGGAACUGUCUGAGAUGCUUGAGCUGGUGCUCGACCGUGCUGCCGCUCUAUGCCAAAAGCUACAUCUUCUUCUGCGUGUUCAUGUUCAUGACGGUUCUGUUGGCCAUCGUCCUUCUUUACGGACGGAUCUUUCACUUCGUGAAGUCCAACACGCAGAAUCCGGCCCGCAACCAGCACAAAGGCUUCUCGCGGCGCUCGCAGAAGUACAUGGUGUUGUUGAAGACGGUCACGGUCGUGGUGGGCGUCUUCAUACUGUGCUGGAUGCCUCUUUUUGUGCUCCUGCUGCUGGACUUCGUGUGUCCCGUCAAGUCGUGUCCCGUUCUCUUCAAGGCCGAUUAUUUCCUGGGCGUGGCCAUGAUUAAUUCGCUGAUUAACCCUGUGAUUUACACGCUGACCAGCAGAGACAUGCGGAGGGCCAUAGUGAAGCUGCUCUUCCAGCGCUGUCUGAUGACCAGAGAGGGGCGCAUGAGGAAGAUCGCUGCCGCCUUCCCGCAGUGCAGCUUCACCAAGAUGGAAGCGAACCCCCGCGGGAUGGAGACAUCCAUUUCAUCGGGCAACGCCACCACCGUACACGUUAAACCCAUCUACCCAAAGCUCAGAGUGUCAGUCGUAUCCUGAACGUUUUAUAUUUCCUUUCACACGUGACUGUCAUGCGGCCUGAAGGAGAAACUCUUCUCACACCAUGACAUGAGAGCACGUCAUCUGGGGGAAGAUCGAGAGACACCUUGUGAUGUCCGAAUUGGGACUGUAGCUUUAAAGGCCCAAGAUUCGGUCAUCAUUUAUUUCCCUCAUGUGGCUGGAAACCUGUAUGUGACUCUAUCUUUAGUGGAACACAAAAGAAGAUAUUUUAAGAAAUAUAUAUGUAUAUAAAAUAAUAUCUGAAAUACCUCCUUUGUGUUCUGCAGCAGACAGAAGGUUGUGAAAGUUUGAAUGUGUUCAUCUGUGUCAUGUCAUUAUAAAGACCCUCAGUGGUGUUUAAGUGCUGAAUUGUGAAUAUAUUACAUUUACACACACACAAACAUGCACACACACACACACACACACGCACGCACACACUCACACACACACACACACACACACACACUAUCAGCUCAUCAGACAGUAUCAGUUUGAAGCUGCAGCGAUCUAGACAUGAGUGCAGCCGGCAUCAGUAGAUCAGACGGGCCGGUUAUCUGAUGUGUGUCGACUCGUGACUGUAAAAUAUAUAAAAACCCUUCACAGAUAAAAGUGCAAGAAGAAAACCACUAGAAAUGUUUCACUUUGCAACAAGAAACAAUUCAUGUGAUUGAAUGUCGAUGCUUAUUUACAGUAACACAAAAACACUUUGCACUUUGUGUUUGCAUGUUGUUUUCACUGAGAAACAUUUCUAAUGCUUGAUGUUUAAUAAAUUAUGCUAUUUGCUUUUAUAUUAAAUAUAUUUUUAAUAACUGAGAUCAUGUGUAUCCUGCGCACACACCACACAAACAAGCUGUUUCUCACAGUCAUGUUAACAAACAAUAAUAAAAAUCACUGCGCUCAACUUUUUCAGAAAAUAUGUGCGCAGUCGCUGUCUCUUUUCAAUUCAAAUCAAUUCAAAAUAAUUGUAUUUAUUUUGCGCGUUUCACAAUUUUAAUUGUUGCACAGCAGCUUUACACAUAUCAUAAUAAAAAACAAUAAUCAUUAAUAAUGAUAAUAGUAGUACUUGAGGGAUAAAAAAUAAAGACAGUAUGUGGUUUUACGUAAGAUACAUGGUAUUAUUGAACUUUUGUCUCUAUGCAAUGAUGAAACUAAACUGAAAUAAAUGCUGUGCUGGAUUGUCACAAAUUGUAAAUUAUUCAAUUGAAGUAUAUUAUUUAAUUUAGGGAUAUUAUUAUUUUUAAAUAUUAUUAGCAGGACUGGAAUCCUUCUUAACAAAUUAUACU